Molecule: messenger RNA, 1413 nt
Organism: Zophobas morio
Lineage: Eukaryota; Metazoa; Arthropoda; Insecta; Coleoptera; Tenebrionidae
Product: DNA ligase 1-like
Exons: 4
Coding region: 1-1413 (470 amino acids)
Source: RefSeq, a predicted model, not a curated record
AUGGCUCUUAAAUGUGCAAAAUGUAAUCGGACAGUCAAUACACGUACUGAGAACCAUGUUACUUGUCAUAGGGACUGUAAGGGUAGUUUUCAUUUAGUAUGUGCUGGUAUCUCUGAAGAGACUUACGACGGCUUAGUUGAGUCGGGAAAUGUUGAAUCAUGGACGUGUACCGCCUGUUCUUCAAAAUUUUUGGAGGCUAAAGCAGCUGUUAAUAAAAACCCCUCUGUUUCUUCGCUGAAUACCUAUAUUUCGACUGAUCAGUUAAAAAAUAUGAUGAAUAAUAUAGUAAAGGAACAUGUAGAUAACAUUUCGCAGCUAUUUAUCGAGCAUAUUGGUGCUUUAACUCUUAGAGUUACUGAACUUGAGUCAAAAAUUAGCGAUUUAACCAGUGAAAACAUUAUUCUUAAGUCAGAAUUUGAGAAACUUAAUUUAACGUUGAAGAGCGGUAAAAAUUCUGAUAUACAAAUAUCUAAGGGGGUAAAUAAGGAUGAAUUAAAUGCCAAAUUAUCGUAUGCCGAGUCCUUGGUAAAAAAGUCUCAGAAAACUGUAAUUGUGCAGCCUAAAGAUAAAACUCAGUCGGUUUCAAAGACUAAAUCAGAUGUAUUAAACGCGAUAGAUCCUCUUAAUUCUUCUUUAGAUAUUAUUGGGAGAGUAAAACCACUCAAGGAUGGGGGACUGCUGCUUGGGUGUGAAAAUACUAAAUCGUUCAAACAAAUUGCUAAAGAUGAUAUUGAUGAGGAGAACUUCUUGUUAUACCUUAAAAAACAAAAUGAGUCUAUUUUUGAUGUUAAUUCGAGUGUUAGUUUGUUAAAACUGAGCUGUACAAAAAGAAAUAAUACUGUAUAUCAAGCCUUAAUUGAAGUCGAUUUGUACACAUAUAAAAGAGCAUUGGGCGUGGGUCACUGUCUUAUUGGUCUCGAUGAGGACAAAGAGAACAAAGAGGACAAAGAGGACAAAAAGAACAAAAAAGAUAAAAAGGAUAAAAAGGAUAAGGAGGGUAAAGAGGAUAAAAAGGAUAAAGAGAAUAAAAAGGAUAAAGAGGAUAAAGAGGAUAAAGGGGAUAAAGAGGAUAAAGAGGAUAAAGAGGAUAAAAAAGAUAAAAAGGAUAAAAAGGACAAAAAGAACAAAAAGAACAAAAAGGACAAAAAGAACAAAAAGGAUAAAAAGGAUAAAAUGGAUAAAGAGGAUAAAGAGGAUAAAGAGGAUAAAGAGAAUAAAAAGGAUAAAAAGGAUAAAAAGGACAAAAAGGACAAAAAGGACAAAAAGGACAAAAAGAACAAAAAGGACAAAAAGGACAAAAAGGAUAAAAAGGAUAAAAUGGAUAAAGAGGCUAAAGGGGAAAAAAAGGAAAGGAGAAUAAAAACAAUAAAGACGAUAAAGAGGAUAAAGAGGAUAAAAAGGGAAAGAGGAUAA